CAGCGGUUUACCUUAAGUACCAAAGUUUGUCGGAUAACUUGUUAGUCUGUCGUAUGGUUCACAUUUGUUGUAAUGUCGUCUGAUAGCUGAGUGUUAAUUUUUCGGAUAUUUUUAAAACAUUUUCAACAAGAUGAAGCAAAGGGCGCUCGCGGGCGCAGCCUUGCUGUUGUUAUUUGGAAUAAUUCCCAGCAUUACAGCGCAGAGUAGGGGCGACACAGUUAAUGUUAGACUCACAGGUCCUGAUAAUGUGAAAGAAAACACAGACGUAAGUCUUGUAUGCAAUGUUACCACUGCUUUAAACGCAGAUGACAGUCCGUUAAUUUUUGAAUGGUUUAAAAAUGGGCAAGCAGUUGAGCAUCGUUCCGGAGAUCCUCGUAUAGAAUUUUUGACUUUGCCUGGAGUAGGCAAUACGUUCAUCAGUGAGCUGAUCAUCCAUGGGAGUCAAAUGCCUGAUAGUGGUCUAUAUGUGUGCCGAGCGUCAGUUACUGGCCAGAUUAACGCUGCUAGUCAUCGACUUUAUAUAGAGCCGGGUUGUGGGCCCGGUGAGUUUCAGUGCCUUGAUUCUGGAACUUGCAUUCCUAUAUCUUUUACAUGUGAUGAUCAGCCUGACUGUAGUGAUGAGUCAGAUGAAAAGUUUUGCCCACCGGUAGGUGGGUGUGCGGAAGGGAGACAACUCUGUGAUGAUCAAUCCAACUGUUUGACAAAAGACCAGAUCUGCGAUGGAAAUAACGAUUGUACUGAUGGCUCUGACGAAGAUAUUAUUGAAUGCUCUCUUCAAGAUGGCAUUAUCGAUUUAUUGGUGCCGCUUGGGGUCGGUGACGCUAGCAAGGGAAUCGGUUUUGAGCCCGCAGGAGUAAUUGGCCCAGUUUUUAAAAUCAAACCUGUUCCGGGAAAAGAAAUAAGUGAUGUCGCUAUGAAAUAUUUUAGAGAACCAGUUGAAGACAUUUACAUAACAGUGUUGUUAAAGCUUUUAUCUGACGAUGCAACAUUGUUCGCAGUUACGUCACCUUAUGAUACUGUUCUUCUGGGAUUAAAUUUAAAUUCUUUUGAAGAAAAAUCAAAAAAAUUGACGCGAGUGGUAGUGUAUUAUACAUCAGACGACCGUGCGAGAAGGUCAGAAUUUUUUCAUGUGACAGUUCAGGAUAUACGUAAUCGAUGGGCGAAGUUGGAUAUUACCAUAAAAAGUUCAUCAAUGGAAGUAUACGUGGACUGUCAGUUUGCAAAUACAGAAGAUUUGACCUCACAUCAGCCUGUGAACUUUUCUCCUGGGUCCACUCUGUAUGUCGGCAGUCAGAGCAGCAUGCCUGGCCAUGAGUUCCAGGGUUCCUUGGCUGAGUUUAAAGUUUACACAAAAUUAGAUCAAGUACCGAGAAUGUCUUGUGCUUCACUCAACAUGUUAGAGACAUCAGAAGACGAUGAUGAUUUACCAAUGGAUGAAGGCUCCGGUUCAGGCGGGGAGGAAUUGACGAUCAACAUCGAUGAAGUGACAGAUGCCCCUGUCAAAUACAUGAAGGGGGAUAAAGGAGACCAAGGGGAGCAGGGACUACAGGGUGAAAAGGGAGAUAGGGGAGAUCCCGGACUCCCCCCACCUAUUGGACCACCACCAGAUCCCACUGACAUCUUGGGGCCACCUGGAGAGAAGGGAGACAAAGGUGAUAGAGGGGACAUGGGAAUGCCUGGUCAGCCAGGGGUCCAGGGACCGAAAGGAGAUAACGGUGACACAGGAAUACCUGGGCCACAGGGUCCCCAGGGAGAACAAGGUCAGCCUGGUCUCACAAUAGUAGGACCUCCAGGACCACCAGGACCCCCGGGGCUGAGCCCAGAACCACCCCCGAUACGGGAACCAGAAGUAGGGAUGAAAGGGGAAAGAGGAAUUGAUGGAUUACCCGGGCGGGAUGGAACAAAUGGCAUUGCGGGACUGCCCGGUCCACAGGGUGAAAAGGGCGAAUCAAUCAAGGGAGAUAGAGGAGACCAGGGUCUACAGGGAGUCCCCGGACCACCAGGACCCAGUGGACCCCAAUGUGGCAAAGUACCAAUGCUUGGUGAUGAUGCCCUUGAGUUUGGUUCAGGGGACAUAGACAUGGCUGGAGGAUGUGAAAAGGGGGAGAGGGGCUCACCUGGUCUGCCAGGCAAUCGAGGCGAUAUUGGUCCUGCUGGCCAUCCUGGAGAGCCAGGCCGUGACGGCUCUCAGGGGCCUAUGGGACCUGCCGGGCCCGUUGGUCCACGCGGCCCACCAGGGGAGAUUCCUGAAUUUGACGUUGAAGACUUGAGGGGUGAACCUGGUCAGCCAGGAAUUGCAGGCCCUGAAGGACAGCCCGGCAUGCAGGGACCUGCUGGUAACCCGGGACUGUCAGGAGUGCCUGGUCUGAAAGGAGCUACGGGAGAAGAUGGUGCAUCUGGUGUGCCCGGUGUGGCAGGACCCCAGGGUCCCAUCGGACCCCAGGGUGAGCCCGGUCGAGAUGGAGUGCCUGGAACACCGGGUAAAGAUGGCCAGCCUGGACUUCGAGGACCCGCAGGACCUCCAGGAGAGGGUGGAGCUGGACCUGGGGAAGGCAUCCAGGGCCCAGAAGGACCACAAGGACCACGUGGGCUGCCUGGUCCAAUUGGACCAACAGGAUUAACUGGUCCCCAUGGACCGCUAGGCCCAGUAGGAGAAAGAGGAGAACCAGGAUUGCCAGGACCACAGGGCAUUAAAGGAGAUAGCGGUGAGGAUGGUGAGCCAGGAAUUGCCGGAGUCCCAGGAGAGAGAGGGCCUCAAGGGUUUGAGGGUUUACCGGGAAGCCCGGGGAUAGCUGGUAUCCCUGGAAACCAUGGAAUGAAGGGAACAAAGGGAGACCAAGGUGAGCCUGGAUUACCCGGAUCAUCCAUUGUUGGAGCAGAUGGUCCGCGUGGAUUUACUGGACUUCCUGGUCCACCGGGACCGCCUGGACCACCAGCCAUCCACACGGGAGGAACGGUUGAUCCCGACUGGGAAGUCAUUGGUGACAUAAGCGGGGAUGGAGAAAUUAGACAGGGGCUUCCAGGAUUACCCGGGGUACAAGGUCCUAAGGGUGACUCCGGGGAGCCUGGCAUCAUGGGAGAACCUGGGCCGCAGGGUGAACCGGGGAUAAAGGGCGAUAAGGGUGACCGAGGAAUGGAUGGGUUUCCGGGUGAACCCGGGGGACCAGGUCCUAUUGGGUUGACUGGGGAACAAGGGGAACCUGGAGUUGGUGGAGUAAUGGGCCCUAAGGGAGAUGUUGGCCCCAUGGGCCCAGCAGGACCACCUGGCCCAGCCAAUCUGAUGACUGGGGAUGGUCAGGCUGUACAGGGACCCAAGGGUGACCAGGGCCCGAGAGGACCACCAGGGGCAAAGGGAACAAGAGGCCUGAUUGGAUACCCUGGAUUUAAGGGCAACCAGGGUGACCCAGGAACCCCAGGAAGGGAUGGAUUAAGGGGCCGUAAGGGAGACAGGGGCUACGGGAUCCCGGGUAGAAACGGGGAACCGGGACCCCCAGGCCCACCUGGAAGGACUGGAGAGCCAGGAAUCGGUAUUGGGGCCGGAUCUGGGGCCAAAGGAGAGAAGGGUGACAGUGGUGAGGACGGCAAACCAGGUUUUGAUGGCGCAAAGGGUGAGGCUGGUCCUCGAGGACCCCCAGGCUUGCCGGGUGAAAUCUCAGAUGAAGGUUUCUUGAGAGAUGGUAUACAAGGACCACCAGGACCCACAGGUGCACCAGGCCCACAGGGACCCCAGGGACCACCAGGCUAUCCAGGCAAGGAUGGGCUCCCAGGUCGGGAUGGGGUCGGUGAACGAGGUCCCAUGGGUCCCCAAGGUCCCCCAGGGGAUGGGAGAGGCACACAGGGACCCCCAGGCCCGCCUGGACCCCAAGGAAAACCAGGAUCAGGAGACGGGGCAGACACUGCAACCCCAGUUCAGUUUGCGGAUGCCUCAGAGCUCCAGAGAAUGGCACGGACCAUACCUGUGGGUACGCUGGGCUUUGUUCUCAACACAGAGACACUGUACAUUCGGGUAUCACAGGGAUGGAGGCCCGUCUCGCUUGGUGAUGAUUUGAUCCCCUUGCCUAGAGAAACACCAACAUACCAGGAGAUCCGCAGAAAAUAUCAGCCACCGACAACAACUCCACAAACAAGACCGCCAGUAGAUAUCUCUGACAUCAGCAGACGACCAAGACUUCACAUGAUAGCUCUAAACAACCCCCACAGUGGACGACUGAGGGGAAUCCGAGGUGCUGAUUAUCUGUGUCAUCGGGAAGCUCGCGAUACAGGAAUGAAUGGGACCUUCCGAGCCUUCUUGUCAUCGUCUGACCAGAACCUGGAUUCCCUCGUGUACUACCCCAUUGAUAGAAAUGUGCCAAUUGUCAAUUCAAAGGAUGAAGUAUUGUUCAACUCUUGGGAAGAUAUGUUGAAUGGUGGUGGUGGAUUGUUCAACCAUGGUGCCUCAGUUUACUCCUUCGACGGUAAAAACGUGAAGGAGGAUCCCCAGUGGCCCAUGAAGGUGCUGUGGCACGGCUCGGACAAUAAAGGCAACAGAAUGGAGGACAAAUCAUGUCGAGGGUGGAGCUCCCACUCCAGAUACGCUAGCGGCAUUGGUAGUUCCCUCAUGGAGGGCAAAAUGAUGGGAAUGGAUGAAUACAGCUGCAAUAAUUCUUUUGUCGUCUUGUGCGUAGAGAUAACCAGCCAAAAGAAACUGAGGAAGUGAAAUUAGAGACAUUAUGCAACCAAUUUAAGUAUUGAACUUUUUUAGGAUAUAAAAUUUGAAAUUGUAUAAACUAUGCAAGAUAUGACAAUAUAUUUGUUGAUUUGUUUCAAGUUACAAUGGCCAAAAAUGGCAGCAAUGUGUGCCUUAUGCAAAUAAUUGAUUAUUUCAAUAUCUGUAUAUUUCUGUUGAAUUAAUGUGUGUUAAGGUAGAAAAAAGAUCAAAAGCUAUCAAAAUUUGUAGUCUGUGAUAAAUGUUGUUUAGAGACUCCAACAUUCUGAUUGGCCGAAACAUUGUCAACUUAAUUUGAUUGGUUGGCAGUCUUUGUCAGCAUCAUGUUGAUUGGUUGGCUGCAAUUGGUAUCUAAGAAGAGAUCUGAUUGGAGGAAGAGAAUAUCUUGAAGACCAAUGAAAAUCCAGUAUUCACAGUUGCCAUAGUAGUGUUUUGAGACAUAGAAAAGUUAGCAUUGUACAUGACUGGAGUAUAAAAUAGCUUCAUAGUUGUAUUGAUAAUAGCUGCAGAACCUUUUGACAUUCAUUUCAAAAGUGUGCAUUUUAAAUGAAAUACUAAGCCCUGUUUAAAUGUUGUAAAAAUAUCAAAAUAUUGAGACUUUUUUUUAAUGUUGAAGAGUAAAACAGCAGAAAAUCAGUGGAUCCCUUUUCUUCUGCUAGGAGACAUUUGCAACAAAUGAAGAACUGUAAAAUAGUAGAGCCACAUGUAUGAACAUGACAGUAUGCUUUAGAAAUAAUACACUAACUUGGUGCUGUGCAUUGCUUAGAAAAGCAUAAGCCAGUUUACUUUUGAAAGAUUUGUACAAAUUAAGUGAUUGUACAUGUAUACUAUUGAGUUAAAACUAUCAUCUGUAGUGAGAUAAACUCCUAACAAAUUAAGAUUUAAAAAUGAAAUUUGCAUCAAUUAAUGUUUCUUGUAUUUCAAGGUUUAUACUGUUAUGAUUUUACACAUUGGUUCAGCCUUUGGUCAUUUUGCUUACAUAUAUACAUAUAUCUACAAAGUGUUUUUGUUUUUUUUCAAUCAUGCAUUGCUUAAAUAUUUUGUGAUUGUAAAUUUGUAUUGUAUAUAUUAAUAUUGAAUGCUUUAAGUGUCCAUGUUUCAUCUUUUCUUUACAGGCAUUGUAUUUGAUAGCCAAUGAUCAUUUUUGCACAGUCCGCGAUUUUUUUUGUGUACUUUAAAAAUCUCAGCUGAAUUUUCAUGAUGUAAGAGCUUGAGCUUGAAAUAUAAGCAGCUUAUCUUUUUAGACUUGAGUUUCUGUAAAUAGCUUUGUGUUUGCAAACUUACCGAUACUACAGUAGAUGGUACACUGGGAUGGAUGGAUAAUAUGUAGGGGAAAAUAGCCCAACUCUCCCAACACUUUGUUUAUUACAAAGAGAGAAAAGUGACACAUCUAUGCAUUUCCUGUAUAUUAUGUAGGCAAUAAUUUUAAUCAGAUUCUGAGAAAAUAACAUCAUACUAUCUAUCGUUAGAAUCGGUAUUAUAUCCAAAGAUGUUACAGUAUGAAUGUUUUUGUUCAUGUAUCUGUGCUUAGAAACUGUAUUUGACAAAAAAAGCUUUAACCUUCACUGAUGCAGUUUAAUGCUGUUUAUUUUUUAGAGUUAAGCAUGUGUGAACCUUAAAAGCAAUUGUUUAUCUGUUGGGUUGAAUGGGUUAACCUGCCAGUUGUAUAAAAUAGGGUUUGUUUGGCUAAAUGGAAAAUAAAACUAUGAUAGGUUGAUAUUAACCAAGGAACAAACAUUGGCUCAUGUUACAUUAAUGGCAAUGUAGGAUUGAAAUGUUUCAGUGCUCAGUUAACUGGAAUACCAGAAUGGCGUGAUUUGGUGAUAAGGCUUCUGUCAACAUUUUAUACAAUUGUCUGCAACUGACAAGGUUGAUAGGUACCCAUUUCUACUCCUUCCUGUAUCUUUAAUAUUGCUGUAUAUUGAUGAUUGAAUGCCUUAAGUUUAUCUUGUAUUGCGCCUCAUGCCAGGUUGUAUUUGAGUUCUUCUGAUUUAAAUAAUAGCCACUAGAAUUUCUAGCAUAAUUACUUAAUAAUAUUCAAUGAAGGUGCAGUUCGAUUAACACUGCUACAUGUAUUUUGCAUGGAUAUCAAAAAAAGAUGGAAAAAAUUAUACCAUUUAAACAACAAUGAUUAAACUCUACCUUCUUUACCUCAAUUACUGUUGGGCCGAAGGCCGAGUGAUUGUUAAAUAAUAGAGAAAUACAUCUUUUUUAUUAAAAAUAUCUUUUGUACAUUAAAGAGCAGUGAUCUUGAGCAACCUGUAUAUUGUUCUUGUUGUUGUUGCUUGACCUAAGAGUGGUAUGAUGAUGUUAAUGCUAAUGUAAAGUGUAUUUCUGAUUAAUGAGUUAUGAAGUUCCAUUGUUAGAUUAUUGUUAAUACUGGAAGAGACUCUGUUAUAACAGUAGAAACGGUAAAAACACAGCCCAUGGUUUUAUGUGGCCUGCGUACCAUGCGGACACAUGACGAUCAGAUUGUUCAGUGGCAUCUUCUUUCGGGGUCAUACUUUCAUUUCUGCUCUUUAACUUGGACAUUUUUUCUCCAAUCUUUACAAAACUUGGCAGCAAUGCUAUUGGCUCAAUAUCUCAAAUCAUUGUGAUUGCCAGUCAGAUGGCUAUUGUCAUUCUAGAGUUAUGGCCCUUGAAUUUCCAGAAUUAUGGGCACUCCUGAAAGGUGCCACCUCAACUCGCUGCAAUCAUGGAUGACAUUUAGAAUAACCAGUCUACAUAUCUUGCAUUUAUGUGACACAAAUUGGGCAAACAAGUCUUAUUUGUCAGACGAUAAUUUUCAAUUAAAAACAUGCUUGUAUCUCAUUAUUUAUGGAGGCUAAAAGAGAAUCGAGAUCAAAGUCAUUCUACAUUUAAAAAUGUUUUUUGUUUCUAGAACUGCAACAGUGAAGUACAGGGUCUCUUGGAAUGUUUUCUACCAUAUGUUAGCAUUCUUUAACAUUAUCAUGUGUGUGUGAAAGUUAUGUGUGAAAGUAUCUUUUAAUGACUUAAACACAAAGAAAAUUCAAGGGUGCCAAAUUCUAGUUAUUUUGUGUAGUGUAAAUGUAUAUGCUUGUUAUAUAUAUUGAAUUAGCAUAGCAUUAUUGGAGGGGUCUUUAGCUAUUGCAGAAUAGAUUUGUCCCGUAAACAACUUUUAUAUCCUUAAAUCUUUUUAUGCAUUUUAUUCUGAUUGUAUUAAAAGAAAUAUUAUGAUCUUUUAUUGAAUAUUUUACAUAUUACAACAAUUUCAAUGAAAGAAUAUUGAAAGAAAAAGAGAAAAUUAUAUAGAAUUACAUUGUUUUCGAGCCAACUUGUAAUAAAUAUAAAUUAGAGAUAAUUAUUUCAUUAAGUAUCAAAAUCAAUCCAUUUAAUGUGCUCCGGUGUAAGCUAGUGUUCGUUUCAUAGAAAAGUCAUCUUGCUUUACGUAAUUCACUGCAUUAACCAUGAACAUAGUUAACUGUCAUUAGGCUUUAUACUGCUGAAAGCAACUGCUUUAUAGACUUAAACACAGCUUUAAAUAUCAUACCAUUCUUAAUACCCAUUUUUUUACAACUUUUCAUAGAUCUGAUUUUAUUUUUGUUAAAUUCAAGAAUAUGUUUCGCAUUUUUUUUUCUUUAAACCCUGUGAUUUACUUGGAUAUAUUGUGGAUGAACGCUAGACUGUUCUAAGUGCUUUUUUAUCAAAUAUCACUUAGAACAUUCCCACUUUAACCGUGGUAUAAUGUGUUACUUUAUUUACAACAACUAUAUGUAGUUUUACAACAUUUACAUGUAGCAGUAAAGUGUAACAAAGUUGUUUGUUUCUGGUUUCACCUAUUCCAACUGACCCAAAGUUUUGUAUCUGACAUUUCGGUUCUAACCAAUGGUAUUUUAUCAUUUUGGGUCCGUGUUUUACAGAGUUUCUGGAUUAAGAAGAGUAACAUUUCUAUAGAGAAGCCUAGAUAAUGUUAGCCCAGACCACAUGUCUCUGUUGUGACAUGGAUAUUGAGGCACAAGUUCAGCUAAAACUCCCCACCCUUCUUCUCUACCUUUUAAAGCCGUGAAAUUGGAAACAAGCACCUUUCUUACAUACACUAUUAACUACAUUUAAAUGUAGUUGUAAGGGAUUUAGCUUUAAUUCACUUUCACAGAUGCUUUAGUUUAUUGUUGAAAAUGUAUAAAGAUUAUAGACAUCAUUACAUUUACAUAGUUUGUGUCUUGUUUACCUGUUCAACAAUACAAAAUUCGACUUCUGUUUUUCAAAAAAACUGUUUGUCAAGACUCUGAACAAUUGACCAAACAAUGGUUUGUUAUGAUAAACAUGACUGUACCGGCCAGUAUGCAUGCUUUAUGUAGUUUAUUACCAUCUGUGGUUAUGCUUUUAUCAUGUUAACAACAAUAUAUAAUGUUAUAUGAUGGAACAAAUCAUGUUAAUUUAAAACUAUGUGAUAAAAACUUGUUUUCCAUCAAAUAGGCAAAGCCAGUUCACAAUCUACAUCAGUACAAAUAUUGAACAAACUUCCUGAAAUUGCAAACACUGACAUUUCUGUCAUUUUAGCCUUUUUAUUUUCUAAGUACUUAACUGUUAGGCAGUCAAUUCUUGUGUGUGUUUUGUUCUGUUUUAUAUUUUGCUUUCCUAUCUGACAUUAACUUAUUUCAUUCAUGAGCAGACUGUACUCUCUCAAUAAAUUGUAUAUAAAUGA
Molecule: messenger RNA, 9371 nt
Organism: Mya arenaria
Lineage: Eukaryota; Metazoa; Mollusca; Bivalvia; Myida; Myidae
Product: collagen alpha-1(I) chain-like
Exons: 33
Coding region: 131-4696 (1521 amino acids)
Molecular function (GO): protein binding
Source: RefSeq, a predicted model, not a curated record